CGCGCGAUAGUGGGUGUAGACUCCGACUCCGACUGUGGGUUAAAGUUGUAACUGUUUUGAGACACAGCCAGAGCUCGACUUCACAGCGCUGCGGUCAUGUACCUGUUCUUCCUGGGUCUCGUGGUGCUCUUCUACCUGUACCGCUGGGUUAGGGAGUUGGCACGGGUCCCUGACAAAGGCAGCAAGUAUGUGUACAUCACAGGCUGCGACUCGGGCUUUGGCAACCUCCUGGCUCGGCACCUGGACAAGAAGGGCUUCAGAGUGAUCGCUGGGUGCUUCACUGAGAAGGGAGAAGAGGAUCUGAAGAAGUCAUGCUCCAGCAGCUUGAUUGCAACACACUUGGAUGUCCGGUCAAAGGAGAGCAUUGAGAAAGUAGCAGCGAUGAUCAAGGAUAGAGUGGGGCAGCGGGGUCUGUGGGCUGUGGUGAACAAUGCCGGCGUGUCCGUUCCCAGUGGCCAAUGUGAUUGGCUGAACAUUGACGAGUACAAGAUGAUGCUGGACGUAAACCUGAAUGGGGUGAUCGCUGUGACCCUGAGUGUCAUUCCGCUUAUAAAGAAGGCGAGAGGAAGGGUGGUCAAUGUGGCCAGCGUGUUUGGAAGGAUCAGCGCUACGGGCGGCCCAUAUUGCAUCUCCAAGUACGGUGUGGAGGCUUUCAAUGACUCCCUGAGGUUGUGUUUGUCGCCGUUCGGUGUCAAAGUCCUUUGCAUUGAGCCUGGCUUCUUCAAAACAAACGUGACUGAUGUUGGUAUCUUGAAGAAAAAUACCAUAACGCUGUGGGACAAACUUCCACAGGACAUCAAAGACGACUAUGGACAGGACUAUUUGAAGUCCACCAUGGCUAUAAUAGAGGACAAAGUAGCAAAGAUUUCGGAUGCAGAUCUGAUGAAGGUGGUCGGAUGCAUGGAGCACGCUGUGUCCGCUGUCCGUCCCCGCACCCGCUACUCCCCAGGCUGGGAUGCCAAGUUCUUCUGGCUGCCGCUGUCCUACAUGCCAUCAUGUGUCACUGACUGGGUCCUCUCAAGUCAAGCGCCUACGCUCGCUGUUCAAAAGUAGUUGAUGACGAUUUGUUUGUGUUUUUCAUUAUAACCUCCAGCAUUAUUCCAUAUUCAGCAACGAUUGCUUGUAAAGGAAUUGCACAUUUACCUCUGUGAUAUAAACAAUGUAACCCAAA
Solea solea (common sole) is the source of this 1171-nucleotide messenger RNA. It is a transcript of the gene dhrs9, whose product is annotated as dehydrogenase/reductase (SDR family) member 9. Lineage: Eukaryota; Metazoa; Chordata; Actinopteri; Pleuronectiformes; Soleidae. Gene Ontology annotation, molecular function: oxidoreductase activity. The record is from RefSeq and is a predicted model, not a curated record. The coding region runs from base 97 to 1053 and encodes 318 amino acids. The transcript has 5 exons.